CCCAAAGCCAGCAGCCAGAGCGCCAGGCCUUACCCCGCCGCCCCCUCCGACUCCGUCCCGCCCGGCUGUCCAGCCAAAGUUGAUCCGACACAAUGGGAGGCUGGUUCUCCUCACCAUCCACCAUGCGCGAGCAUACCAUCGUCUCCGCCCCCGGCAAGGUCCUCCUCGCAGGCGGUUACCUCGUCCUCGACAGGCUCUACACCGGUCUGGUGGUCGCCACCUCGAGCCGCUUCUUCGCGAGCGUGCGCCCCACGACCGACCCAUGCCCCUCCGGCACGGCGCGCGUCCGCGUCCGCGCCGGCCAGUUCCCCGCCUCCCCUAUGUGGAGCUACACUGUAUCCGAGUCGGGCGUGGAGGGCUGCGAUGCGCCGAGCCAGAAGAACAAGUUCAUCUUCCUCGCGCUCGACAACGUCCUCCGCUACGUCCAGGCCAAGCUGCAUGUGACGGGGCGCGACGGCGACUUUGAGCGCCUCAUGGGCGGCGGACUCGAUGUCGUCGUCCUGGCGGACAACGACUUUUACACUCAGCGCGAACAGCUCGCCGCCGCAGGCCUCCCCGCGCGCCUCGAGUCGCUCGCCUCUCUCACCCCCUUCUGCUCCCUUCCCCGCCCCAUCCAGCAGACGAACAAGACGGGCCUCGGCUCCUCCGCCGCCCUCGUCACUUCCCUCGUUGCCGGCAUCCUUUCGCACCUUGGCCUAGUGGACGUCGCCACGCCUGAAGGCGUCGAUAUCAUACACUCCCUCGCCCAGGCUGCGCACUGUCUCGCGCAGGGCAAGGUCGGGAGUGGCUUUGAUGUUGCCUCCGCAGUCUACGGCACGCACGUCUACCGCCGCUUCUCGCCUACCGUCCUCGAGCCGCUGUUCGCGGAGUUCGAGCGUGGAGAGAAGGGCGACGCCGUGUACAACGUCGUGCACUCUGGCAAGUGGGACCAGGAGGCGCGCCCACUGCGCUUGCCACGAGGGCUGCGGCUCAUGCUCGCUGACGUCGAUGCGGGGACGGACACACCGAGUUUUGUUGGGCGGGUGCUCAAGUGGAGGAAGGAGAACCCAGAAGAAGCAUUGGCGCAGUGGACCAAGCUCGAUGAGGCCAACCGCUCCUUGGAACAUGCGCUCGCAGCCCUCGUCGAGCUCGAGUCAUUGCCGGAAUACGAAGCCGAGGUUCGGGCAGCGGGGAAGGUCAAGGUCGCCAACCUGAAGCCUGGACGUGUCUCCUCGGCGCUGCAGAACUUGACCGCCGCCAUCGAAGCCAUUCGUGACGGAAUGCGCAAGAUGUCUGAAUCGUCCCAGGUUCCUAUCGAGCCACCAGAGCAGACACGUUUGCUCGACGCAUGCUCUGCGCUCCCGGGAGUCCUGGGCGGUGGUGUUCCUGGGGCGGGUGGAUAUGAUGCUGUUUGGUUCCUCGUGGUGGACGAGGACUCCAUCGCCAACAGCGUGCAGGAUGUGUGGGGUUCGUGGACCGAGAUGAGCGUCUCGCCGCUCUCGAGCAAGCAGAGUGAUGGCGGCCUCGUCCUGCACUCGUCUGCUGAUGAGGUACCCGGUCUCGCCGCCGCACUUUCGCGAUAGAUAUGAUCGACACAGUUCCGUCACGACUGUUAAUGGCACUUUCACGUGCUGACGCCCAUGCAUCAGCUACAGCAUUUUCGACGCG
Molecule: messenger RNA, 1647 nt
Organism: Cutaneotrichosporon oleaginosum
Lineage: Eukaryota; Fungi; Basidiomycota; Tremellomycetes; Trichosporonales; Trichosporonaceae
Biological process (GO): isopentenyl diphosphate biosynthetic process, mevalonate pathway; ergosterol biosynthetic process
Cellular component (GO): peroxisome
Molecular function (GO): phosphomevalonate kinase activity; ATP binding
Source: RefSeq, a predicted model, not a curated record